Molecule: messenger RNA, 1875 nt
Organism: Trypanosoma rangeli
Lineage: Eukaryota; Euglenozoa; Kinetoplastea; Trypanosomatida; Trypanosomatidae
Product: putative acyl-CoA dehydrogenase
Exons: 1
Coding region: 1-1875 (624 amino acids)
Molecular function (GO): flavin adenine dinucleotide binding; oxidoreductase activity, acting on the CH-CH group of donors
Source: RefSeq, a predicted model, not a curated record
AUGUUUUGUCGCCGUUUCUAUGGGGCCACAAAGGGAGUGACAAAUGCACUUUGCGUUGCUGCGUCCAUGCGUUGCCUGCACUAUGUUCCACGCAUUCGGGAUAUUCAGUUUCUCAUGGAAGAUGUAUUCGACAUGUAUCUGCACUACGAAAAGCUGGGACGGGCUGACGUCAACAAGGAGCUCUUUGAUGGUCUUCUUGAAAAAGCCUCAAAGUUGGCCACGCACACACUUUUCCCGCUUUACACAUCCUCUGAUGAUGAGGGAUGCCACCUGCUAGAGGACGGAACGGUGAGGACGCCCAAGGGCUUUAAGGAGGCCUAUGAGGUCUUCAAGAAGGGUGGUUGGGUUGGCAUUUCAUUUCCUGAGGAGUACGGUGGACAAGGGCUGCCAGGAUCCGUUGGUUUCACUGUGCGAGAGUUGAUGGCAACAGCCAAUUGGCCCUUUGCGAUGUAUUCCGGUUUAAGCAUGGGAGCCGCGAAUACGCUCUUGACGUGGGGAAGCGAGGAGCAGAAGAAGACGUACCUCACCAAGCUUGUCAGUGGGGAUUGGACCGGCACCAUGUGCCUCACCGAACCGCAGUGCGGGACGGAUUUGGCGCAAGUGGGGACGAAGGCGGAACCAUGUAGUGAUGGCACCUAUAAGCUUCGGGGCACAAAAAUUUUUAUCUCCGCCGGCGAGCAUGAUAUGACGGAGAAUAUUAUUCAUGUUGUCGUGGCAAGGCUACCAGAUUCCGUGUCUACGACAAAAGACAUUUCGCUUUUCUUGGUUCCACGUAAUCUAGUAAAACCAGAUGGGUCAUUGGAUCCGAAAAAAAAUGUCCAAUGUGUGGGGUUGGAGUCCAAAAUGGGAAUUAAGGGGAACGCCACGGCUCAGUUGAGCUUUGAGGACUCGGUGGGCUACCUUAUUGGACAGCCCAACAAGGGGGUGAAGGAAAUGCCAACUUUCUUGAAUGCAGCCCGCGUAGGAGCAUCGCUACAGGGUAUUUGCCACGCUGAGCUUGCGUUUCAGAAUGCGCUGAAGUACGCCCGUGAGCGUGGCUCUCAGCGUUCUCUCAGCGGGACAAAGUGCCCUGACAGAGCAAACGAUCUCCUUGUGUGGCAUCCAAACGUCCGCCAGAAUAUCCUGUUUGCAAAGGUCAUUGCCGAGGGAGGUCGUGCAUUCUUGAUGGAUGUGGAUCGUCUGCGUGACAUUCAGGAAGUCACCAAGGACGCAGCAAAGCGGAUUGCACUGGAGCACGAGAUUGACUUCUACACACCUAUCGCCAAGGGAUGCCUGACAGAAUGGGGCCUGGAAGCUUCCUCGCGCUGCCUGCAGGUAUGGGGUGGACAUGGUUACAUUAAGGGUAACGGCAUGGAGCAGAUUCUUCGUGACGCGCGUAUUGCGACGCUGUAUGAGGGCACAACGGGUAUUCAGUCCCUUGACUUUAUUGACCGCAAGGUGCUGCACUCUAAGACGGACGAGGUUGCUCGCUUCAGUGGAAAGGUGAACGCACUUGCGCGUUCGCAUUUUUUCUCUCGUGGUCCUAUUGGCAAAUUUUCUCGGCGGCUAUGGACGUUUCAGAAACAGUGGCGCUUGGCCAUCACUAAGGUGAGGAUGUGCGCUUUGAGCGACAUCGACUCCGUGGGUGCCGCGUCGGAGGAUAUGCUGAUGUGCACGGGUUACCUGGUGCUGGGCUACUACUGGCUGCGCAUGGCCAUCGCCGCGGAGAAGAAGGUUGCCGCCGACCAGGACCCGGAUGGCUUCUACCAAUGCAAACUGGAUCUUUGCCAGUUCUUCUUCCAGAAUCUUCUGCCGCGCGCGGAUGCCCACUUUCAAGUUGUGCAGACCGGCUCCGACGUUGUGAAGGGCAACGAGGCGGCGUGGGACCUCGCCUAA